GCAAAGCCAACCGGAGUUCCUGGUCUACGUAACCUUGGCAAUACAUGCUACGCAAAUGCUCUGCUUCAGGGUCUGUCAAGUCUGCCUUCGAUGGUACGGUGGCUAAGCGAGAUAGACACGUCUAUGAGUGAUCUUCGAUAUGGAUUUCUGUACGAGUUGAAAGAUGUCGUGAUGAGAGUCGAACAUGAUCUUCACGAGUUACUAAACGUGUUUGCUACGACAUGGGAAGAAGAGUUGCAAGAAAUGAAGAAACGGCUACUUUCCUCAUCUUUGUUGCAGUUUAAUGAGACAGACGGCUUACCCGGAAACUGUGCUAGAAUAGGUGCUGGUUCGGGAUCGUCUGGAGACGCGCCUUUGUCGCCUAUCAGCCGAAAGGAACUUGUUUUCCAAAGAUGUGCCGAUAUCGUUCGAGUGGAGGCAAAGCUACGUGCUCCAUGCUUUGGUUUGACUGCAACUGAACUGCGCUGUUGCCAAAGUGAUUGUGGGUUUAAGAAACUGCGCUACGACACGUUUGGUGUAAUUUCGCUAACUAUUCCGAAGAUGUUCAUGGGAAUGUCAGUUACGAUUGAGGCGCUUCUGAGGAAGUACUUUUGUAUGGAGGUGAUUCGAGGAGCCACAUGUGAUCGGUGUAAGUCCCGCACAGGCAAACGCGACAGUGGACUUUUUAAGAAGCAAGGUUUCAGUAAGGUAAGUUGUAAGGAACUCAUUCUGUUUGAAAUCUUCAUUCAACUAAGCAUCGUAUAG
This is a messenger RNA of Haemonchus placei, 744 nucleotides long. The record is from the annotation of a GenBank genome assembly. Lineage: Eukaryota; Metazoa; Nematoda; Chromadorea; Rhabditida; Trichostrongylidae.